GAAAAACAUUACUUUGUCAAUGUUUUGGCGACCUCUAAGGAAAUUGUUUACAAAUGGCGGCCAAGUCGGCAAAGUGCAAAAUGAUAGACUUUUAGGGUUAACAACGGUUUUACUGAUCAAAAUUCUUCAAGCAUGAAUUUUAAACCUAGCUGAGUAUAAGAGGUUCAUUGGUGAUCCAAGAUGUCACUUAGAACGAGAAUACGAGGCUUCACAGCCUGGGUGAACCUUCGCCUCAAAGCUCAUGACCAUCUUAUGAACAAUGUUUUGAUGGACUUGAUGACGGGAACAAAUAUGAAAGAAUUGGUUGAAAGCAUGACUGGAAGGGACUUCAAACAACUCCAGAGUUUUGAUGGAUUAUCCCAAAUGCAGAAAAUUACAAGAGUGGAAUGGAUCCUCAGAGAAUUACAAACAUGUAAUAUAGUACCAGGAGACAUGUUCAUUGAUGCAAGGCUGUUUGCAAUGAGGAGUGCAGAUCAGAUAUUUGAGUUACUAUGGCGACUAGUUAGUCAUGAUAUCUGGUUUGUCUGGGAGAGAGCUGAGUUCUUGCAGCAUAAAGAUGAUGACAUUCUAUGUGAAGUGCCUUUUAAGUGGACCCCUGAUCCUCCACCAAAGUCAGCCAAAAAGAAAACACGACGGAAGCAGUCAUUGCUGUCAGGUUUUGGAGCAUCUUCAUUUAUUGAGGAAAAACUCUCGGGGGAUGAACAGAAUGAUUCCCCACCCCCUCCCAAAUGGGAUCCCUACCCUGGAGCUAUGAAGAUGAAGCAAUAUAAACAGAAUCGUCCUGCCCCUGGUAACUACCCGAGACCUGAUGAGUGCAUAUUUGAACUAGUACAAACACAUCUAAAGAUGACAAGAGAGGGAAGGAAGCUUGUUUGUGAGAGCAUUGAUGAUUUUGUAGACAGUCGUGUCCUCUGUGCACUGCUCAACUCCUUUGUGCCAAACAUAUUUACCACUGAAGUAUUACUCAAUGACAAAUGGACAAUCAACCUUGUGUUAAAAACUGCUGAGAAAAUGUUCUAUGCUGAUUCUCCAUUCAACUCAGAGGACUUGGUAGAAGCUGACCCAAUGUCUGUCUGUUCAUACUUCACUUUCUUCUUCCUGGUGGCGUAUAAAUACAGACAAGCAGUAGCAGUCAUUAAUAGAAUGGAAUGGCUACAACGUUUGGUCCGUGAAUGCCUCCAUGAACUGGACCAGUUUCCACAGAUUGUGUCUAACAUGGAGGAGAUGAACAGACGUAAGGAGCUGAAACAAGAGAUUGAGAUGCACAGAGAAGACAUUGAAGUCAUUAGGAAACAAUACGAUGUUGAUUUCUGUGAAAAAUGGAGGGACCAUGUAAAGGAUGUCGUCAAAGAAACCCACAAGAUUGUGAGAGAGAAGAUCCAGCAAAGAUUUGAUGUUGUGAAAGUACCAAGAAAUAUAACAAUAAAUGAUAUGUGCCUCUCUAUGGUUAUCAACUUGACACUGACCAAUGGUGCUGGCUUCUACCUGUGCGAUAGCAAGGAACUCUGUGGAGAAGGAAGAAGGAUUGUAUUGAGGAAUAAAAAGACAGGCGAAUUUUUAGAUGACUUUACUUCCAAAAACAAAGUGAGUGUGCGUAAGCUGUUGAGACUGAAGCAAUAUGAUGUUGUUGAAGUAAACCCAGACCAUUACCCAGAAUAUGAAAUAUUCUUUGAAGCCCCAUCCAGGAACAAACAACUGAAACAUGGAUCCUACUUUCUCUACCAAGUGUUUCCUGGCAACACCAUCAACUGGCAGCAUCAGUUCAUAAUGGCUGCAAAGUCUAACGAAUUUGAUAUUGUGGAAAAAAUGGUGGUAUUCUUCAAGUCACAUCCAUCCUUUAUCAAUGCGAGAGAACCCAAGACUGGGAAUUCAGCUCUGCAUUGGGCAUGUAGAUUAGGUUAUGAGAAAAUAGUGCAGUAUUUACUAGAGAACUUUGCCAACAUUGAUCUGAAGAAUCGACACAAGCUGACACCACUUUUUCUAGCAGUGGAAGGCAUCCAUAGGAAUAUAUGUCAUUUACUUAUAGAGUGGGGGUGUGACAUGCACUGCAUGAACAUGAAACAGGAGACUGUCUUAGAUUCCACAAAGAAUGAUGAAGUCAAACGCUUCUUAGCUGAUACAUAUGACUAUUACUCUGGUGUGGUUCCCAACAUAAUGAAGGGCAACCAGAAUGCUAUGGAGAAAACUAUACGUAACCAUAGCAAUGGAAUUUAUGAACUUCGUAAUCUAAGAAGCAGGAUGAUAAAUGGCAGUACAUUACUACAUACAGCAGCCUAUUUUGGCCAGGUACCUGCAGUAAAAGAUCUGUUACAACUGAGGUUGGAUGUCAAUCUCUCAGAUUACAAAGGGGCAACUCCCCUUCACAGGGCCCGCAAUGUUGAUAUCAUGAGGAUAUUGCUAGAUGCUGGUGCAUUGACUAAUGCUGAUGACACGGAAGGUAACACUGCCUUACAUGUGAAAUGUUAUGGUGAGACAGGAGAACCAUCAGAGGUACAAGCUGUAGAGUUACUCAUAGCAUGUGGGGCCAGCCUUAUUUUGAGAAACAACAGGAGUUUAAUGCCCAUACACUGUGCAGCCAUGCAGGGGCGUAUUGAUUUGAUCAAGUCCAUGAUGAAGUCUCACAAGUGUGACCAGAUGAUGGAGUGUCUCAACUCAGAGGAUGCCAAAUCUCCUCCCAGUCUAGUCCACCUUGCUGUUGCUAAUGGUUACCUUGAGGCUGCUGACUGGUUGGUCAGUACAGGAUUCUUAUUCAAGGAUGGAGAACAAGACACAUUGAUGCAGAGAAUACUUUCCGAGCAAAUCAAACCUGAUAAUAGGAUGGGGGCUGCCAAGUUUCUGUUAGAGCAUGAUGCUAAUCCCAAUCCUAGGUACCCAAAUGGUAACAGUGGCCUCCACUAUGCUGCCAGUAUGUCAGGCAAUACUGAUGUACUAGAUCUCCUUUUAGACUAUGGGGCAGAUAUAGAUGGCUACAAUGAUGACCUUUCAACUCCACUGUUCUUUGCCACACAGACUAACAAUCAGUUUGCUGCUAGUGUCCUGGUAGAGAGAGGGGCCAAUGUAAGAACCAAAAAUUCUCAAGGCCUAACAGCCUUUGACUGUAUUCUUGACUAUGAUGAGUGGAUCAACUGCGGCUACUUUAGUGAAGAGAUCAGAGCCAGACUUAAAGCCUACAGUUUAAAACAUGCCAGAGAUCUAGUCAGAGCAAUCUCAAAGAAGGUGAAACCAAACUACAACUUCAUAAGGAAUGAUCUUCACUUAACUCAAUCAGCGCCUAAUUUGGGCAUACAGGCACUACCGACAACAUCACUCCCUGUUGUUCAGAUGCAAGACUCUAGGAUAAAUUUUUUUGAGACUGGAGGUAGAAAAUCAGUUCCUUUGGAUUCUCGAGGCAGUUAUCCUAGAAUAUUGCCCCCUUUGUAAACAAGUCUUACUGGCAGAUUUUCUCAGCUCUCUUAUUAAUGUCAUGCUGAAUAUGUUCAGAAAGUAGAUUGUGCCUUCAAAAGGAUGGAUUGUGCCUUUGGACUUCGGAGGGAAGUUCUUUGAAUUUUCUUGUAGCUUUCUGUGUAAGAAACCUUUUACAGUAACUGAUACAAUAACUUGGUAUGCCAAACAAAAGCCUGGGCAUCUAGACUCUUUAAGAUGAAGUUGACCUACCAGGAAAUUACAUUUUGUACUAGACACGCAUUUAAGAAAGGACGGAUAUUGUUAAUAUGUUUGCUCCUCACAAACUGGGCGAGGACACGGACCGCCAGUGCCUUACCCUGUUACCCGUACAUGUGUUUUUUUAUACACAAUAAUACUCAUUAUUUGAUACAUCUGUGAUAUAUGUAAAGUGCCUAAAUCUACAUUUUAGUUAGACCUGGCACCAAAUCACCAUGAUGCUGGUUAGACAUGACACCUUACCAUGCUAAGACCUGACACCAUACUUUGAGACAUGAAAUGAUUGAUGGAACUGACAAAGUCAAACCAGACAUUACUUUUGGUGGACAGACUAUUUGAAUAAGAACAUGAACUUUCUGUUUGGCCAUCUUGAAUCUGCUCAGAAAGUAGAUUGUACCUUCAAAAGGAGUUUCUGUUGGAUAUGUCUGACUUAACCUUUGACAAUGGAUUUCACACGACAAUGGAUUUCACACGAUUGUUACAUACAUGUACCAUUAUGACUUGCAGAUUUAGACCUGCCACCAUUUGGACGUAAAAACCAUAGUGAGAUUAUAUUUAUUGGAAAAAAUAUUUUUAAGAUAUCAGAAGCUUGUAUACAUGUGAUUGAUUAUAUAACUAUUUUUACUUCCAAGUCUUUGACUUUUAUUAUGACUGUGCUGAAUUUAUGAGAUUACAUGUAUCUGUGAUAUGGAUUUGUGAUAUUUUGUAAAUUGUAUUAUUGAACAUUUGAGUUUUGCAUAUAAAUAGUUUGUAUAUAUUGUACAUGUGAAUGGAAUUAUUGUAUAGAGAAACCUGAAAUAGAGAUAUGCAUAAAUGUUACAACUUGUAUAAUAUAGUAUUUUGUACUUACGUAGACUCCUUUUAGUUAAGUCAAGUUUUCAUGGUCGGCGAUUUUGCUUUUGAAUCAAAAGCGUUUCAAGUUAACUUCUUUUCACUUUGUAUCAGCAUCUAGAAGCAAGUUAUGUUAACGAUUCCCGAUGUUAACGAUUACGAUGGAACCCUUGAUGAAACUAGACACAUCAACGAAAAUGAUUUGAGACACAGGUUUCUAACAGUGCCUAAAUCGUAAUCGAAUUAACUGACAGUUGACCACACUUAGGGUUAAUUAAUCAAUGUUAACUUUUUAGUUUUGUCAGCAGUUCUGUAUUUCGUAUAUUAAUAAACACUUUAAUGAUUUAUGUAACCACAUGUUUUGAACAUGUAUAUCCGUCUUUUUUAAAUGAGUAGCAGUGAGUUAGUUGGAUUACCAUUCACUUCUGGCUAUAGACGCCACAUUACACACGUGUUAAAG
Owenia fusiformis is the source of this 4951-nucleotide messenger RNA. The record is from the annotation of a GenBank genome assembly. Lineage: Eukaryota; Metazoa; Annelida; Polychaeta; Sabellida; Oweniidae.